AUGAGUCACGACUAUGAAAAAUGGAAACGGGUGUUUGUAGCAGCAUGGGGAGAUUAUGUAAAAGUAUGGAGGUUACAGGGCGGACAGAAUUAUUGGCACAAGACAUUCCAGGAUGUUGAUAGUAUCUUCAAUGAAUUAACCGAGGUCAUUGGCAAGAGGAAUGGUUGGAACGCUGCUAUAUGUGGAGGCUUAUAUAAUGCUUCCACGGAUAAAGGAUGCGCAAUGAGGUGUCCAGGAAUUGUAAGCCUUUUACUAUACAUGAGAGGGUAUUAUUAUGCACCAGACAAUUGGGAAAAGAACGAUGUACAUGCAAGGAGCGCUGAGGGCUUUAAGAAAUAUUUGCAGUGUAUAUUAGCAACAGAAGCUAUAUUACAGCUGUAUGGCAAGAGUAAUGAGCACCUCGAAGUAGUUCAGACAAUUUCAGAAGUAUUAAUAAAUGGGGAUGACACCUGGAAGAACGCGCUUGAUGAUGAAAUAUGUAAAGGGCGCGUCUAUGGAAAAUUCAUAUUCGGAUCAGGUAUCCUCGGGGAAAGCAUCAGGCACCGCCUGAAAGAAUUGGAGAAUGAGUGGAAAGGGAGAGGAGGAAGAAGUAGACGCAAAGAAUCAGGGAAAUGUACAUGGAAUGAUACGGUGCAGAGGGAGGAAGAACAACCGAUAAGUAGUGACACCUGUGGUACAGAAUUCAAGCCGGGGCAGGUAGAUAAGGAUACUGCGGACAUACUGCAAUUAAUUGCAGUAAAUACCACCCUGAGGGCAAAGGCUUUUAAGAGAAUAAUGCAAAACGUGUUUAAUUGGAAAGGAAAAUGUGACAUGGGGAAAAAAAUAAGGAACAGGAUACAGCAAGGCAUAAAGGAUGUUGGUGCAACUGUAAACACGGGGAAAGCACCAAAGAAAGAAACUUCCAACACACCGGCUCGGAACCCUCCCACGGGGCGACCACGCCCUGGAACAGGACCAGGAAGAACACCAGAGCGAGGGCCCACGCAGUCGAAACCGCCGCAUGCAUCACUACCGAAGAACCCGACCGCCGCCGACGACCAGCUCGGUGCCAAGGCGAAACCCACGCCACCUGCCAAACCAGUAGCGGCGACACCGGUGGCAACCAAGACGACAUCGGGCAGUGGCAUGACGACGACAUCAUCUGGUGGUGGUGGUGGUAAGACUGGUCAGGGUGCUGCCGGAGGAGUAAGCAAGGGCAAGGGGAAGACGACGACCAAACAAGAGGAUUGUCCAUGGAAGACCAUAUUGCAAGAGCACAGGAAGCAAGUAUACGUCCUGCAGAAUUAUGAUAGGGAAGACCUGGAAACCAUGAACACGGCGUUGCAUAAUUUUAUUGAUUACAUGGAACAGAACCACGAGCUCGUGGAUGCGUUUGGUGCAAACUGUUAUAAUGCAGGUUGGGAGGAUAUCUCCUCAGAUGGGCAUUUUUACAUGGGCCAAACAGUAGCAGAUGUCGUACGGUGCAAACUCAUGACGGGUGCAUUAAUGUACGCCAACGGUGACAACACACAAGAGAAGAAGGCGCACGGGGGAAGUACAGAUAUGAGUGAACUGGAAACGCAGCUGCGAUGCGAGCUAGCGAAUGCAUUGGGGUAUAUACUGGAAAAGAAGUAUUGUGCACAUCAAACAGGACUUAAAAGGGGUAUAAAGUAUGCCCGGCACACAGUGAAAGCAAUGGGGGGGAUUGGCGGCAUACAGGAACAUAACAACGGUCCUGUAAUGAACGGGGAUUGUACGGAAUGUGGAUAUAAAGUUACACACGGUUCAGUGAGAGUAGUACAUGGAGAACUGGUAAACUUGCUAAUAGAGGCAGGAAAAAUAAUGGACAAGAUAGGACAGUUGGAACACAGUACGGAUUGUAGCGAAAAGUGGGAGGACUAUAAGUCAAGGCAACAGAGCACUGGUGGCACUAAAGUAGUGAACACCACACAAUUCCCUGAAGUAAAAAAAAAGGAAAAGGAGAUAAUAAAGAUAACGAAGGAAGCAGUUGAAGAAGUUAAAAAAAAAAUAGACGAAGAACUUGAAAAAAAGAAAGGUAAGGAUACGACUCGCAAGCAUACGGAUCAUACGACCGCCACCGACUACGAACCCAUACGGAUGGACGACCACCACAACAACGCGCACGCGGCCACAACAGCACAGCACCCGACGUCGUUGAGCCGACAAUAG
This is a messenger RNA of Plasmodium fragile, 2169 nucleotides long. RefSeq lists its product as uncharacterized. Bases 1 to 2169 code for a protein of 722 amino acids. The record is from RefSeq and is a predicted model, not a curated record. Lineage: Eukaryota; Apicomplexa; Aconoidasida; Haemosporida; Plasmodiidae. The transcript has 3 exons.